Messenger RNA from Plasmodium malariae, 1638 nucleotides. RefSeq names its product glutathione reductase, putative (gene GR). The transcript is spliced from 3 exons. Gene Ontology annotation, cellular component: mitochondrion; cytosol. Gene Ontology annotation, biological process: glutathione metabolic process; cell redox homeostasis; cellular response to oxidative stress. Gene Ontology annotation, molecular function: flavin adenine dinucleotide binding; glutathione-disulfide reductase (NADPH) activity. Bases 1 to 1638 code for a protein of 545 amino acids. The record is from RefSeq and is a predicted model, not a curated record. Lineage: Eukaryota; Apicomplexa; Aconoidasida; Haemosporida; Plasmodiidae.
AUGUACAAACUCAGAUAUUUAAAUUUUUUUUUAAUUUUUGUUUUGUUUAAUUUAUCAAUAAAAAUAAUAAGAAGUUUUAGCUUAUUCCAACAUAUCGAAAAUAUAAGCAACCCAGCAUAUUUUAAAAAAAAGCCGAGUAUGGUUUAUGACUUAAUCGUUAUUGGUGGGGGAAGCGGGGGAAUGGCAGCCGCUAGGAGAGCAGCCAGGCAUAAAGCGAAAGUUGCUCUUGUGGAAAAGGCGCACUUAGGUGGGACAUGUGUAAAUGUUGGCUGUGUUCCAAAAAAGAUCAUGUUCAACGCAGCGUCUAUCCACGAUAUUUUGGAAAACUCGAGGCAUUAUGGAUUUGACACGCAGUUUUCUUUCAAUUUACCACUUCUAGUAGAGAGGAGAGACAAAUACAUUCGAAGACUGAAUGAUAUAUAUAGGCAGAAUUUAAAGAAUGAUAAUGUUGAGCUUUUUGAAGGCACAGCUAGCUUAAUGAGUGAAAAUAAAGUGUUAAUAAAAAAAGCAAAAAAUGUAAAUGAUGAAGAGAAUACGGAUGAACAAAUGAUUGAAGGUAAGAACAUACUUAUAGCAGUUGGUAAUAGGCCAAUUUUUCCACCAGUGAAAGGGAUAGAACACACAAUUUCAAGUGAUGAUUUUUUCAAAAUAAAAGAAGCAAAAAGAAUAGGUAUUGUAGGAAGUGGAUAUAUAGCAGUAGAGUUAAUUAAUGUUACAAAAAGAUUAGGAAUCGAAUCUUAUAUAUUUGCAAGAGGAAAUAGAUUAUUAAGAAAAUUUGAUGAGACUGUUAUUAACGAAUUAGAGAAUGAUAUGAAAAAAAAUAAUAUCAAUAUUGUUACCCAUGCUAAUGUAGAGGAAAUAGAAAAGGUAAAGGAUAAGAACUUAACAAUUUAUUUAUCCGAUGGAAGAAAGUUUGAACAUUUUGAUUAUGUAAUAUAUUGCAUUGGUAGAUCACCAGAUACUAAAAAUUUAAAUUUAGACAAAUUAAAUAUUAAAACAAAUAAUGAUUAUAUAAUUGUUGAUGAUAAUCAAAGAACGAACUUAAAAAACAUAUAUGCUGUAGGUGAUUGUUGUAUGGUUAAAAGAAAUAAAGAAGUAGAAGAUUUAAAUUUAUUAAAAUUAUAUAAUGAAGAGCCAUAUUUAUUAAAUAGUAAAGAGAGUAAGGAAGCAAAUUUAUAUUAUAAUGUUCAGUUAACUCCUGUAGCUAUUAAUGCAGGUAGACUACUUGCAGAUAGAUUAUUUUUAAACAAAUCAAGAAAAACAAGUUACAAACUCAUACCAACAGUAAUAUUUUCUCACCCACCUAUUGGAACUAUUGGUCUUUCAGAAGAAGAAGCAAUACAAACAUAUGGAAAGGAAAAUAUUAAAAUAUAUGAAUCAAAAUUUACUAAUUUAUUUUUUUCAGUAUAUGAUAUGGAACCAUCUCAAAAAGAAAAAACAUAUCUAAAAUUAGUUUGUGUUGGUAAAGAAGAAUUAAUUAAAGGUUUACACAUCAUUGGUUUACAUGCUGACGAAAUUGUUCAAGGAUUUGCAGUUGCCUUAAAAAUGAAUGCUACAAAAAAAGAUUUUGAUGAAACUAUUCCAAUACAUCCUACUGCAGCAGAGGAAUUCUUGACCUUACAACCAUGGAUGAAAUGA